UCCCAGGAGUUGAUUGCAUUGAAUCUGCUAGAGUAGUGCCAUAGCCGCUCUCUGCCGGUAGGAGUGAGACCGUCCUGUUUUAGUCGCUGGAACAACCAGAAAGGAAAGACCUGACCCCUGGAUCUCCCUCUGUAGUGAUGUCGGAGCUCAGCGAUGAAGCCAGUGAGCCGGAGCUCCUGAACCGCAGCUUGUCCAUGUGGCACGGGCUGGGGGCUCAGGUCAGCCGGGAGGAGCUGGCCGUCCCCUUGGAUCUUCACACAGCUGCUUCCAUCGGCCAGUACGAAGUGGUGAAGGAAUGUGUGCAGCGGAGAGAGUUAGAUUUGAAUAAGAAGAAUGGUGGUGGCUGGACCCCGCUGAUGUAUGCCUCCUACAUCGGACACGAUACCAUCGUGCACCUGCUGCUGGAGGCGGGGGUGAGCGUGAACGUGCCGACCCCAGAAGGGCAGACUCCGCUGAUGCUGGCUUCCAGCUGUGGCAACGAGAGCAUCGCCUACUUUCUCCUCCAGCAAGGUGCCGAGCUGGAAAUGAAGGACAUUCAAGGCUGGACUGCCCUCUUCCACUGCACCAGCGCUGGGCACCAGCAGAUGGUCAAGUUCCUUUUGGACAGUGGAGCGAAUGCCAACGUGAGGGAACCAGUGUAUGGAUUUACUCCUUUGAUGGAAGCAGCUGCUGCUGGCCAUGAGAUAAUUGUGCAGUAUUUUCUCAAUCAUGGAGUGAGAGUGGACACAAGAGACCACAGCGGGGCCACAGCCCGGAUGCUGGCCAAGCAGUACGGACACAUGAAGAUCGUGGGGCUGAUCGACGCUCACUCGCCUGCUCUGCCCAAGAACGUCUACCGGAGUCCAGACAAAUUUGAAGACCUAAGCUCUUCGGAUGAAUCCUGCCCCAUUCCGCAGAGACAGAGGCCCUGUCGGAAGAAGGGUCUCAGCAUCCAUGAGGGGCCUCGAGCCUUGGCCAGGAUCACAGCCAUUGGACUUGGGGGCAAGAUGCAGCAGCCUUUCCGCGAGCAGGUGCCUCUGCCGGGCUACGUCACCUUCAACAGCAGCGACGAGAACCCGCUGGUGGUGGGAGGCCUCUGCUACAGGGACGUCACCUCCCCGAUCAAUGACCGGGAUGUGGAGAGCAGCAGCAGCAGCAGUCGGGAAGAGCGUGCCCUCUGUGCCAGCCUGGGGGCCGGGGGACGCAGCAGCAGCAGCGAGGGCCUGACCAGAGCCCCCGGAGUCAGCAGUGAGGCGUCGCUGGAGAGCAACGAGGAUUCGGAUCAUGCCUGUCAGAGUUCGGUUCGCAAGCAAACUAAAAGCUACAUGAAGACCAAGAAUCGUCACAGCAACAGCGCCAGCCCGUGGCCUCCCGGCACUGGCCCUCCCGGGGCAGCCUCUUCCCCAGGAUCCAUGACCCAGACAGAGAGAUGCCCCCAUUCAGGACCUCAGGACCUCGCCACGCUGCUGGAUCAGAUUGGGUGUCGGAAGUACCUGCAGGUGUUCGAGGAGCAGGACGUGGACCUCCGCAUCUUCCUGACCCUCACGGAGAGCGACCUGAAGGAAAUCGGCAUCACCUUGUUUGGGCCGAAGAGGAAGAUGACCUCUGCCAUUGCCCGCUGGCACAGCAGCGCCCGUCCCCCCAGCGAUGCCCUAGAACUGGCCUAUGCCGACCGGCUCGAAGCAGAGAUGCAGGAGCUCGCCAUCCAGCUGCACAAGCGCUGUGAGGAGGUGGAGGCCAUGCGGGGCCAGGUGUCGCAGGAGCAGGAGCUGCGCGCCGUGGUGGAGAGCUGCCUCCUGGAGCAGGACGGUGCCCGGAAGGACGUGCACGCCCAGCUGCAGGAGACCUGGGCCCUCGCCCGGGACGCCGCGCUCGUCUUGGAGCAGCUGCGAGCCUGCCAAGCGGAGCUGUCAGCCAGAGUGAAGCAGGAGGUGUCCACCCGAGGGUCCCCCCUGGGCAGAGCCCUCCUCCCCACAGCUGAUUCCAGCGGCUGGCAGGCCUCACUGCAGACUCUGAGCCUCCCUGAGCUGUCAGGAGCACUGGAGGAUCGAGUCCAGGAAAUGGGGCGAGUGCUAUGCUCAGUGACCCAGAGCUUGGAGAAGCUGCAAGUGCUGAACGGGAAGGAGAACUGGCGGGAGCCUUAGCUGGGAGGGACGAAUCUGACGUUGGGUGACUGAUCCACCCUGAAGCUGUGUGCCUGGAAGACAGGAGUGCAGACAGCAAGCAGCUGUGGCGGGCCGGGCCCCAGCGGGCCGGAGGAUCCAGCCUCCCAAGCAGCCAGCAGAAGCAGCACAGGGCUGGGGCCGGUGCGAGGAGUGAGGCCCCCACAGAAGCAGGACGGGGGCCUGUAGGCCAGAAUGUGGGGGUGAGGCCCAGAGUGGGCAGGGCCACGGUGGGAGAGAGCAGAUCCCUGUACACCACAGGUGCCCCAUGGAGAGGACUAGGCACCUGGACAGCAUAUGUCAUUUGCUGGAAAAUAAAAUGUAAGCUCUGA
Neogale vison (American mink) is the source of this 2473-nucleotide messenger RNA. RefSeq names its product ankyrin repeat and sterile alpha motif domain containing 3 (gene ANKS3). Gene Ontology annotation, molecular function: protein binding. Lineage: Eukaryota; Metazoa; Chordata; Mammalia; Carnivora; Mustelidae. The record is from RefSeq and is a predicted model, not a curated record. Gene Ontology annotation, cellular component: cilium. Bases 138 to 2123 code for a protein of 661 amino acids. The transcript has 16 exons.